Molecule: messenger RNA, 2544 nt
Organism: Diaporthe batatas
Lineage: Eukaryota; Fungi; Ascomycota; Sordariomycetes; Diaporthales; Diaporthaceae
Exons: 1
Coding region: 1-2544 (847 amino acids)
Source: RefSeq, a predicted model, not a curated record
AUGAUCGCGACUCGCCCGGUGGAGCGCAGCCGCUCUGCCCUCCACAAGUCAAGCCAGCUCCAGCUCCAGCUUCAGCUCCACUCACGGCUGCACUCACGGCUGCUCAACCUCAACCACAACCAUGCCAACCGUGAUCCAGCAGUCUACCGCCCCCGCCUCUUCCAGAAGAGAUGCGCACACAUCAACACCAGUGUUCCCUUCGGAUGGACCCGUCUCAAUGAGAACGAGGAGGAGCCCAAACCCGACCGCCCUCUACCCAAGGCAGUUCCACGGGACAAUGACUUCGUGAAGUCUGACAAGCAGGCACGACAAAAAAGGUUCCGCCUCGCCCGCAGGCCGACAACAACCGGAUCUGUCCAUGCCACCGGUCCUCUCCUGCCGUCAUCUGGCAGCCCCGGCACCAUCCCUUACUACCAUGUCGCUCUCAAGGCUCUUCUCAACGCCCUCAGGCAGGGCGACACAUUCAGGCUGUACCUUGCUCUCAUGGGCCUGGUCCGUGGUCAUGAGACAGCCGGUGGGAGCGAGGCCUUCACCCAGGUCGUGGCAACCAUUCCUGCCACCACCUUUUCCGAAAUCCUGAGGAAUCUCGACCCUCACAGGGUUGCCGAGGAGGUCGACACCGCCCCUGGCAUCAACAUCACGUACGGCACGGCUGUUUACACCCCCCUGGGCGAGCUGGUCAACCAGUGGGGUGUCAAGACCCUCUACGUCCGCAUCCUCCGCCGCCUGUUGCACAUCCAGCUUGCCCGAAGGAGCGCUGGCCUCGUGCCGCUGAUGAACGACUACGUCGUCCUGAUCAGGUGUGCCGGGGCCGCCUCCAACAUCCGGGCCGCCAAGGAUCUUUGGCAUGCCAUGGUGGGGGACGGCCGUGUCACUAUCCGGCACUCGACGGCAUACAGCGAGUUUCUCAGGGCCAGAUACCUAGCCGAAAAUAUCUAUGCAAACAAUGACUUGAACAGGUUCAGGCUGAGGCCGCUAGACAUGCAUCGCAGCAGCUUAAGGCUAAGACCCCACUCCGUCCUCAGGCUCAAGAACAUCAUGUCAAGCAUCCGGGGCCGCCGGAAGCACCGCUUCGGAUCCAACAUGCACGAGCGCUUCUACGACGAGCCCCUGACCAGGGUGCUUCGCAAACGGGACCCCCUGAACAAGCUCGAGCGCGCGGUGGUGCUCCGUGGCAUGAGCAACAACGAGGAUGUCGUGUGUGCCCUGGUGAAAGCGAACGGCCGGGUCGGUCGCCUGGCAGCCACCAGAGGUCUUCUCAAGGCGAAAUGGGGCUUGGCCAUCGGCAAGGACCCGGCGACAGGUGCUAUAUCAAUCGAAGGAGGCCACACCUACCCACCAGACUCGCCGCGGAGACCGACAGCGGCGCUCCUCGACGCAGUUGUCCACGGUUAUGGCUGUGCCGGGGAGAUCACGACCGCCGUGAGGCUCGUCGACUACAUAUCGCAGCACUUCAGCAUCCCGGUCCCAGACCGCGUCUGGUCGGACCUGAUCGAUUACACGCGCAUCAUGCAGACGAGGCCGGCCUCGACCGAGUGGGCCAUCGCAAACCUGGCGACCAAGGGCGCCAGGCGCCAGCACGUGAUGGAGAUAUGGAAGCUCUGCACGCAGGAGCCGUACAGCUUCCAGCCGGGCGCGGCGGACUACUACAACCUGAUCAAGUCCCUCAUCGACAGGGGCCAGCCGGUGCUGCACGCGGUCGAGGCGCUCCGGCAGAUCAAGCCGCUCUACGACGAGGCCGUCGGCGCGUGCGAGCAGGCCUGGUGCGAGCUGGUGCAGACCACGGCGCAGGGCGUGCCCAACCACGGCGCCUUCCGCCGCUACAAGCUGCUCCAGGCGCGGAGGAGCCACGUGUGGUUCAUGUUCCAGUACAGCAUCCACCUGAUACUCAAGGGGCUGCGGCCGGGCCGCAUCGACGACGAGAGCGCCGUCAGGGCCGUCCCGAAGCUCAUCGGCGACUUUGCGCCGUUCAUCCCCAGUGGUGGUGUCUCGUACCGUAUCGCGACCGGGCUGGUGGAGUUUAACACUGGCGCGUCGAUUCAGGGACCCAAGGUGAAGGUGAGCCAAUUGCUGGCGGAACCAAUGUGGCCUACCAAGCACGACCGGCUGUCGACCCCCAAGGUUGAGAUGGGUGGUGGGGUGGACAAGGAUGGCCACGCCGAGGGCACGGGCGCAUCGGAGAAGAGCGAAGACGCCGAACAAGACAUGCCCGUGUCCUAUGACGAACAGAGCCCUGGGUAUCGCCCCCCGACCGGGCGGCGCAGGGACAAGUGGGAGGUGGAGAAGCCGGCAUACAUGUUCAGGCCGCGGUUCAGCGGGCCGGCUGACCAGCAGACCAUACUCUCGCUGCGGCGCGACGGCGGCGAGUUCACGGGGUACCAUGACGACCCGGCGCGGAGGCGGUUUGCGGCGUACAGGGUGAUACGGACCACGAGCCGGGUGGGGGCGGUGCCGGUUGACCUGGACUGGGCUGGGGGGCCGGGGGGAGGGCACAAGUCGCGCCGGACCAAGAUGGUGGAGGAGGUGAUGCGGAUGAGGACGUGA